Molecule: messenger RNA, 1784 nt
Organism: Ananas comosus (pineapple)
Lineage: Eukaryota; Viridiplantae; Streptophyta; Magnoliopsida; Poales; Bromeliaceae
Product: vicilin-like seed storage protein At2g28490
Exons: 5
Coding region: 66-1610 (514 amino acids)
Source: RefSeq, a predicted model, not a curated record
GAGAGAGAGAGAGAGAGAGAGAGAGAAAGAAACAGAGUAAAAAUAAGAAGAACUAACGAGAGAGAAUGGAUCGGAGGGUCAUGACGAUGCUACUACUCUUGAUGACGGUGACGAUGAUGGUCUCGUCGUGGUGUGUAAUGGGGGUGACGGGAUACUACAGGGGAGGAGAAGAAGAGGAAGAGGAGUGGGGUGAGGAGGAGAGAGGAGGAGGAGGAGGAGAGAGAAAGGGGGUGUUUGUGUUGGACAAAUGGGAGGAGGUGGUGAGAACGGAUGCGGGGGUCGUGAGGGUGGUAACCUCGCCGCUGCUGCGGGGAUUCCAUUCGUGUUCAGGUUCGGAUUCGGAUUUGGGCCGGCUUGGUGGGGUCGGAGUCCGGCACGGGCUCAUGCACAUUGGGUUCAUCUUCAUGGAGCCCAACACGCUCUUCGUGCCUCAGUAUUUGGACUCGAGCCUCAUUUUAUUCGUACGAAAAGGAGAGGUGAAGGUUGGAUGGAUCCACGAGGAUGCUUUGGUGGAGAAGCAACUCAAGAUGGGAGAUAUCAUCCACAUUCAUGCCGGCUCCACCUUCUACAUGGUUAACACCGGCAAAGGCCAGAGACUGCAAAUCAUAUGCAGCAUCGAUGCUUCCGAGAGCAUCGGAUUGAGCCCUUAUCAGGCUUUCUAUGUUGGCGGAGGAGCCUAUCCGCGGUCAGUACUUACCGGAUUCGACCCUGCAACACUCGCUACCGCCUUCAAUGUGACUGAAAAGGAGCUGUACACAUUCUUGGGGGCGCAAACUAGGGGCCCAAUUGUCUAUAUUAAUAGCGAGGUAGCGGAGCGGACUCCUUGGUGGACUUCUAUAGGAAGGGGCCUAGUAAAUACCAAGACGAGGGACGACUCUUCUGAUCGAUAUGUGAGCGAGGAGAAUGAUGAAGUGGAUAAUGGACCAUGGACAUGGAGGAAGCUAUUGAAUAAGAUGCUCGGAGUGAGCAGUGAUAAUGAGGACCGGAGAAACAAAAAGGGUAAGCCAGUGCAGGCGCCCGAUCCGUAUAAUCUGUAUGAUCGGGAUCCCGACUACCGCAACAACUACGGAUGGACCAUUGCUCUUGACGAGCAUGAUUACGCUCCGCUUAAGCACUCUGAUAUCGGCAUUUACCUUGUUAAUCUCACUGCGGGUUCGAUGCUUACGCCGCAUGUAAACCCUCGAGCAACCGAGUAUGGCAUCGUGCUCGGAGGGUCGGGACGGAUUCAGGUCGUCUACCCGAACGGUUCAACUGCGAUGAACGUCAAGGUGGCGGAGGGUGACCUGUUCUGGAUCCCGCAGUUUCUCCCCUUCUGCCAGAUUGCCUCUCGCAGUGGCCCGAUGGAGUUCUUCGGCUUCACAACCUCUGCAGCGCGGAACCGACCGCAGUUCCUGAUCGGGGCAAGCUCGGUGCUCCGCACCAUGCUCGGGCCGGAGCUCGCGGCGGCGUUUGGAAUAAGUGAGGCCCGUCUGAGGGACGCAGUCGAGGCGCAGAGGGAGGCGGUGAUCAUACCGUCAUGGCCGGAGAAGAGGAAAAAAGGGAGGAAAGGAAGGAGAGAGGAAGAGAGAGAGGAAGGCGAGCCCUCCUUGAUCUUCAAGGAGGUGGUUUGAUGCUUAAGCUCACCAAGAACUCUUUUCAACUCUUUUAAGUUCUCAUCUUCUGUGUGUACUUUGUGAGGUUUUCUCUGUUCCUUUUGUGGUGUGGUUGAUGGACUCCGAAACUUGGUCAAUAAAGAGGUGAAGAGAGUACCUUAGUGCAGUGAUUUAGUGUGUCUAAGUUUAGAA